AUGAAACCCAGCAAUGAUACACAAAUUUCAGAGUUUCUUCUUCUGGGAUUUUCAGAGGAACCAGAACUGCAACCCUUCAUAUUUGGGCUUUUCCUCUCCAUGUACCUGAUCACAGUGGUUGGAAACCUGCUCAUCAUCCUGACCGUCUGCUCUGACUCCCACCUCCACACUCCCAUGUACUUCUUCCUGGCCAACCUGUCCUUUGUAGACAUCUUUUCCACUUCCACCACUGUCCUUAAGAUGCUGAUGAAUAUACAGACAGAAAGUAAAGUCAUAACCUUUGCAGGCUGUGUCACACAGAUUUAUUUUUUCAUACUCUUUGCUGUGUUGGACGUCUUUAUCCUGAGUGUGAUGGCCUAUGAUCGCUUUGUGGCCAUCUGUCACCCCCUACACUACACAGUCAUCAUGAACCCCCGGUUCUGUGGACUGCUGGUUCUGUUGUCCUGGAUCAUGUGCAUCCUGAAUUCCUUGUUGCAAAGUUUAAUGAUGUUGCGACUUUCCUUCUGUACACAGGUGAAAAUCCCUCACUUUUUUUGUGAACUCAAUGAGAUGGUCCAACUUGCCUGUUCUGAUACCUUCCUUAAUAAUUUGGUGAUGUAUUUUGCAGCUGUCCUGCUGGGUGGUGGUCCUUUUGCUGGGAUCCUUUACUCUUAUUCUAAAAUUGUUUCCUCCAUACGUAGAAUAUCAUCAGCUAGGGGCAAGUAUAAAGCAUUUUCCACCUGUGCAUCUCACCUUUCUGUUGUCUCAUUAUUUUAUUGUACAAUGCUAGGUGUGUAUCUUAGCUCUGCUGCUACCCAGAGCUCCCACGCAAGUGCAGUGGCCUCAGUGAUGUACACGGUGGUCACACCCAUGCUGAACCCCUUCAUCUACAGCCUGAGGAACAAAGAUAUAAAGAGGGCUCCUGGGAGACUUAUCUCAACCUCCUUCCUGCCAUCUUGUCAGGGGACAGAAUUUAGUCACCAUCAUCCUGACACAGGAGGAAUUCAGAUUGCCACAUAG
Messenger RNA from Lontra canadensis (Northern American river otter), 999 nucleotides. RefSeq names its product olfactory receptor 7A17-like. Gene Ontology annotation, molecular function: G protein-coupled receptor activity; olfactory receptor activity. The record is from RefSeq and is a predicted model, not a curated record. The transcript is spliced from 2 exons. NCBI's taxonomy places the organism in Eukaryota, Metazoa, Chordata, Mammalia, Carnivora, Mustelidae. The coding region runs from base 1 to 999 and encodes 332 amino acids. Gene Ontology annotation, cellular component: membrane. Gene Ontology annotation, biological process: G protein-coupled receptor signaling pathway.